This is a messenger RNA of Coniosporium apollinis CBS 100218, 276 nucleotides long. RefSeq lists its product as uncharacterized. Gene Ontology annotation, molecular function: protein tyrosine/serine/threonine phosphatase activity. Bases 1 to 276 code for a protein of 91 amino acids. Lineage: Eukaryota; Fungi; Ascomycota; Dothideomycetes. The transcript has 2 exons. Gene Ontology annotation, cellular component: nucleus. The record is from RefSeq and is a predicted model, not a curated record. Gene Ontology annotation, biological process: protein dephosphorylation.
AUGGCCCUAAUAGACAAGGUCCCGGGGGAGUUGAAACUCCACAUCGGUGGGCUCUUCACUCUGCGCCGUAAAGAGGCACUCAAAGAGGCCGAUGUAACACAUGUUCUCUCGGUACUACGGUUCACACCAGAUGAAAAGCUCUUCAACUCGUUUAGGCACAUGGUUGUCGAAGUCGAUGAUGUCGAGGACGAGAAUCUAUUGCAGCAUUUCCCUUCCACGAACAAGUUCAUACAAGAUGGUCUCGACGGCGGUGGCGGCGUCCUCGUGCACUGGUAA